This is a messenger RNA of Parnassius apollo (apollo), 810 nucleotides long. The record is from the annotation of a GenBank genome assembly. Lineage: Eukaryota; Metazoa; Arthropoda; Insecta; Lepidoptera; Papilionidae.
AUGGAAAAACACGAGCAACGAGCAACAGAAGAGGGCGAGUUCUCCGACCUGACGAUGGUCUCCAAGUUCCUGAACAGCGAAGCAGACAAAUGUGGAGCCUUCGCGACCUCAGAAGAAAAGAGCGGGUUCAGAAGAACUCAUCGAGAAGCGACGGAUUCUACAAGGGAAAAAAUUUUGAAGAAAAAGAUACAAGUCAACAGAAAGGACUUGUCUUAUGUGCCGAGGUGGACACUUCCUCGUCGACUGCCAGAAGUUCCAGAAGACGUCAGUGCAAGAUCGAUGGGCAACAGUAAAGAAAAGUCACAACCGUCAUACCAGCCCAUUAAUUCAGAACAUUUUUCCAAGAUUGACUAUUUUGGUCAGUACUUCGACGACGGAAUAUUAACAAUAUGUGUCGAGAAUACAAAUCAAAAUGCUGUUAAAUUAACAGACGAUGACGAUGACGAUGACGAUGACGAUGAUGAUGACGAUGAUGAUGAUGACCAUCACGAUAAUGAUGACGACGAUGACGAUGAUCAUGACGAUGAUGAUGACAAUGACGAUAAUAAUGACGAUGACGAUGUUCGUGACGUUGAUGAUGACGAUGGCGAUGACAAUGACGAUGUCGUUGACGUUGAUGAUGACGAUAAUGAUGACGACGAUGACGAUGAUCGUAACGAAGACGAUGACGAUGAUGACGAUGACAAUGACGUUGAUGAUGACGAUGACGACGACGAUGAUCAUGACGAUGACGAUGACGAUGAUCAUGAUGAUGAUGAUGACGAUGAUGAUGAUUACCAUGACCAUGACGAUAAAGAUGACGAUGAAUGA